AAAGCAAACAGCGCCGUGUUUGCCCAGCGCGCCGGCCCGCGCCAAAGCCCCGCUAUAAGUGCGCGGCGGGCGCGCUGCCGGGCACAGCCGCAGGGAAAGAUGCCGCGGUGCGACACGGGCUCCGCGCCGCGGGACGGCGCCUGGGGACAGGUGAGCUCCGCUGCGGCCAGCGGGGCGUACCCGAAGCGAGUGAAGGUGGUGGAGGUGGGACCCCGCGACGGGCUCCAGAACGAGAAGAAUGUUGUGCCCACCCCAGUGAAGAUCAGUUUAAUCAACAUGCUGUCAGAGACGGGGCUGCAGGUCAUAGAGGCCACCAGCUUCGUGUCCCCCAAGUGGGUCCCUCAGAUGGCUGAUCACACCGAGGUCAUGCAGGGCAUCAAUAAAUUACCUGGGAUCAGUUACCCUGUGCUGACCCCAAACCUGAAGGGAUUCCAGGCAGCGGUGGCAGCAGGGGCCAAAGAGGUGUCGAUCUUUGGGGCAGCAUCCGAGCAGUUCACCAAGAAAAACAUCAACUGCUCCAUCGAGGAGAGCCUGGAGAGGUUUGAGGAGGUGAUGAGGGCAGCAAGGGAAGCCAGCAUUCCUGUCAGGGGAUACGUUUCCUGUGUCCUUGGCUGUCCCUAUGAAGGGAAGAUUUCUGCAGCUAAAGUUGCAGAGGUCUCCAAGAAGAUGUACUCCAUGGGGUGCUACGAGAUCUCGCUGGGGGACACCAUCGGCGUGGGCACCCCCGGCAGCAUGAGGGAGAUGCUGGCAGCGGUGCUGAAGGAGGUGCCCGUGGGGGCUCUGGCCGUGCACUGCCACGACACCUACGGACAGGCCCUGGCCAACAUCCUGGUGGCCCUCCAGAUGGGGGUGAGCGUGGUGGACGCGUCGGUGGCCGGCCUCGGGGGGUGUCCCUACGCCCGGGGAGCCUCUGGGAACGUGGCCACGGAGGAUUUGGUGUACAUGCUCAACGGGCUGGGCAUCCACACGGGAGUGGAUCUGCAGAAGCUGAUGGACACAGGCACCUUCAUCUGCAACGCCCUGAACAGGAAAACCAAUUCCAAGGUGUCUCAGGCCUGCUGCAGACUGUGACACUGAGGGGAAUUUCUCCUUGGAUCAAGAAGAAGCCGAGGGUCCAGCGCUGCCUGGGAUUCCUCUCUGAUCUCCUGAGCUCCUCCCCGGCUCAGCGUUUGAGAGGAAGCUCAGAAUCCACCGGAAUGAUGAAGAAAUGAGAGAAUAUUCUGUUAUAUUGUGUUAUAUUGGACCUUGAGGGUGUCACCGUGGUGCCUUAGAGAAGGGAGGGGCUGAGGAAAGCCCUGCCCAGCACCAGCAGCUCCUGCCUGCAGAGCAGGGACAGCCCGCGGGUUUUGCUGAGUGCUCCAGGUCGGGCUUUGCCCUUGUCCCUGCUCUGCCCUUGUGCAAAGGCUGAGCCCAAAUCCUCCCCUCUGCUCAGCCUCCAGGGGCCGCUUCUGCACUCUGUAUCUGUUGUAAGAUACCUCGAAAUAGCAGGAGGAAUAAUCACAUUAUUUAAUAGUCUAAACUAUGAAAAAUUUGAUUCAGCUGAAGCAGCUAAGGAGCUUUUGAUGCUGGUUUGGUUCCAAGUGCCUCUUGUACGUGGAAACUGCAUCAUCAUGGGCUGAGGGGGUGUGAAACACCCCUGCUCCUCCGGUCCUUGGGAACCGCCCCCAGCCCUGCUAUUUAAAAUAAUUUAAUAAACAGUUUAUUUGUGAGA
Molecule: messenger RNA, 1711 nt
Organism: Prinia subflava (tawny-flanked prinia)
Lineage: Eukaryota; Metazoa; Chordata; Aves; Passeriformes; Cisticolidae
Gene: HMGCL
Product: 3-hydroxy-3-methylglutaryl-CoA lyase
Exons: 9
Coding region: 100-1071 (323 amino acids)
Biological process (GO): L-leucine catabolic process; ketone body biosynthetic process
Cellular component (GO): mitochondrion
Molecular function (GO): hydroxymethylglutaryl-CoA lyase activity
Source: RefSeq, a predicted model, not a curated record